Exophiala bonariae is the source of this 717-nucleotide messenger RNA. RefSeq lists its product as uncharacterized. Lineage: Eukaryota; Fungi; Ascomycota; Eurotiomycetes; Chaetothyriales; Herpotrichiellaceae. The coding region runs from base 1 to 717 and encodes 238 amino acids. Gene Ontology annotation, molecular function: transmembrane transporter activity. The record is from RefSeq and is a predicted model, not a curated record. Gene Ontology annotation, biological process: transmembrane transport. The transcript is spliced from 2 exons. Gene Ontology annotation, cellular component: plasma membrane.
AUGUACAUGGCUGUUGUCUAUGCAUUUCUUAACCUCAAUUUUGCUGCGUAUCCCAUCGUCUAUCAGCAAGGCUACGGCUGGAAUGCUGGACAGGGGGGUCUUGCUUUCUAUGGUAUUCUGGUGGGCAUCCUCGUGGGCAUUUGUUUGAUGUUUGUCGAUCACAAACGUUAUGUUCGCGUAUACGAGGCUACCGGUGGCUUCCCGCCACCAGAGACAAGGCUGCCGACUGCUAUUGUAGGUGGUUGCAUAGCCAUUAUCGGCUUGGCGUGGUUUGCUGCGACAGCCGAUCCAAGAUACCAUCCUCUUGUACCGAUUUCAUCCGGAGUCCUUUUUGGUGCCGGCUUUAUUCUACUCUUCCAGGCUUGUGUCAAUUAUCUUGUCGAUUCGUAUGUCAUUUAUACUGCUAGUGUGACAGCAGCAAACAUCUUCCUACGUGCCACACUAGCUGCGGCUUUCCCACUGUUUACACCCCGAAUGUACAAGAACCUGGGCGUGCAAUGGGCGUCUGCGGUUCCGGCAUUCAUCGCGAUUGCUUGCUUUCCAUUCCCGAUCCUCUUUUGGAGAUAUGGCGAGAGAAUAAGAAGGAAAUGCAAGUAUUCGGCCGAGGCUGCAAGAUACCUUGACGCUUUGAAGAACCAGAAGGUUGUAACGGAGCAAGCUGUACUGUUACCUGUACUAGGCAUACAACAGCCAAAUGCAGUGGAAACUGAGGUAUAA